AUGAGCCAGGCUCCCGAAAGCACCAACUGCUCGUUCAGUGACGUGGACGAGCUCACCAAGACCCUCCAGCUGGCCGUGCACCUCCCCACCUUCCUCGUGGGCCUGCUCCUCAACCUGCUGGCCAUCCGCGGCUUCGGCUCCUUCCUGAAGAGGCGCCGGGACUACGCAGCCACCUCCAUCUACAUGAUCAACCUGGCCGUCUUCGACCUCCUGCUGGUCCUCUCGCUCCCGUUCAAGAUGGCGCUGUCGCGGGUGCAGCCUCCCUCCCCGGCCUUCUGCACGCUAGUGGAGUGCCUCUACUUCAUCAGCAUGUACGGGAGCAUCUUCACCAUCUCCUCCAUCAGCCUGGACAGGUUCCUGGCCAUUCAGUACCCGCUCCUGGUCAGCCACCUCCGCUCCCCCAGGAAGACCUUGGGGAUCUGCUUCGCCAUCUGGCUCCUGGUGUGGACGGGAAGCAUCCCGAUCUACAGCUUUCACGGGCAGGUGGAGACGUACACGUGCUUCCACAACAUGUCUGACGGCACGUGGAGCGCCCAGGUCUUCUUCCCCCUGGAGGUGUUCGGCUUCCUCCUUCCCAUGGGCGUCAUGAGCUUCUGCUCCUACAGAAACAUCUGCACGCUACUCAGCCGUCGAGACCGGACUCAGGACUGGGUCCAGCAGAAAGCCUGCAUCUGGACCAUCGGCGCCAGCCUGGCUGUGUUCGUGGUCUCCUUCCUCCCGGUGCACCUGGGCUUUUUCCUGCAGUUCCUGGUGAGGAAUGGCUUCAUCGUCCAGUGCGGAGCCAAGCGGAGCAUUAGCUUGUUCCUGCAGCUGUCGCUGUGCUUCUCCAACAUCAACUGCUGCCUCGACGUUUUCUGCUACUACUUCGUCAUCAAAGAGUUCCGCGCGGACAUCAUGGCCCACCGGCCUUCCAGGGUCCGGCUGGUCCUUCAGGACACUGUGACUACCAGGGGUUAAGGGACGGCGGCGGCUUUGCCCAGAGGAAGGAAAUCCUAGUCCCAGAGUCUCGUUAGGGACAUCCUGUUCCAACUAGCAUGAGUUCUCUUUGAUGAUGAGCACCGUCUUAGCUCUUUGUACUCCUAAACAUCUUUCCACAGCCUCCAGAUACCUUGAUGUAGAUCACCUCCGGUCUGGGAUUUGGGAUGAACCUAGGUCCCAGGUGAAGGCUUCAUUUCUAAGUCCAAAGAAGUAUGAGGCAGAAGAUUCAAAAUUCAUCUG
Molecule: messenger RNA, 1218 nt
Organism: Dipodomys spectabilis (banner-tailed kangaroo rat)
Lineage: Eukaryota; Metazoa; Chordata; Mammalia; Rodentia; Heteromyidae
Gene: Gpr55
Product: G protein-coupled receptor 55
Exons: 1
Coding region: 1-957 (318 amino acids)
Biological process (GO): positive regulation of Rho protein signal transduction; phospholipase C-activating G protein-coupled receptor signaling pathway
Cellular component (GO): membrane
Molecular function (GO): G protein-coupled receptor activity
Source: RefSeq, a predicted model, not a curated record